GAAAAAAAAAAAAAAAAAAAAAAACCUUGAAUUGAAGUUAGAUUACAGAUUAAAGCCUCCCGUUUGUUAUUGUUUGUUGUUAUGUGUCUCCUUGUGCAAUGUGCUGAAAAUAACACUAAUACUUUGGUUCCAGUGAAGGGUUGUAUGUUUCAUGUAAAUGUUGCUGAAUAUGGGAAGUGAAACCUUUUUCUUUUGAAAUAGACAAGUAUGUUUAUAGUUCAACCUAACCUAGUCAACUGCACUGUUGAUAUGUCAAUCAAUAAUUCAUCACUUAUUCAUAAAGCUGUGGAAAACUGCAACAUAGAAUAUCUUCAGUCUCUACUGGACAAAGGGAAAGAAAACAUUGAUGAGUUCAGUGACUUUAUGCGAACCCCUCUACACUGUGCUGUGUUGGGAAAGUUUGAACAAGGUGUGACUCUGCUGUUGGAAAGAGGUGCCCAAAUUAAUGUGCAUGAUGCUAGACAGCAGACACCCUUGCACUGUAGCUGCAUCAUAAAAAGUAAAAGUAUAAUCAGUGCUCUUCUAGAAAAAGGAGUUGAGAUUAAUUGUUUGGAUGAGGCUGGAAGGUCUCCUCUUCAUUUGGCAGUGAACACAAAUUUCAAGGAAGGUGUUGAAUUACUGCUCACUAGAGGAGCUGACGUGAACACCAAAGAUAUGACAGGGGAUACACCUCUACACUGUGCUAUUAAAAAUAGUAACCUGCAGAUAGUAGAGAUGCUGUUAAAUAAGGGAGCCAAGUUGGAGCUUAAGAACAACAAGGGUUACACGGCUUUGCACAUAGCUGCCAGGACAUCUCAGAGGAGUAUUGUAAGAUCGUUGUUACUGUACGGUGCUGAGGUGGACGCCCAGGAUCACAGUGGCAGCACACCUUUACAUCUGAUUCUCCAGGGACUGGCCUACGAUGAGAACGAUGUCGUGGAGGAUUUACUCGACUGGGGGGCAUCGUUGAUUGUCAGAGAUGAGGAUGGAGACACGCCUUUAACCAUAGCGGCUAAGCAGUCGGUCUCUGUCAAUGGUUUGAUUAAACACCUUGUUAAAUUGCAGUGUGUUGAAUUACAACUCGCUUAUAAGACAAGUUACAUAUGCUCCACCUACUCUCUAGAGGACUACAAAAAAUUGUGCUCCGAAGAAUUGACAAAGUUGAAAAUAACCAGAUUUGGCAAUCAAUCUGUACUUGACGUGUUUUCCAAAUAUAAAGACCCUACAUUUUUAUCAAACUGUAAACUGCAGGAAGCUAUACACUCGUCUGAUUUUGAAACAGAGUUCCCGUUAUACAAUGUGCUUUUGAGAGCAAUGUUCAGACAUGCUGAGAAACGCGUUCCUUUGUUGAAUACUGCUCAGAGUGUUUUAAUACACCUGAUAGAUGCACACUUGCCCCAUGAGAUUUUGAGAAAAAUUAUCUCCUACUUGUCUAAUGAAGACAUUGUGAACAUAAUAGCUGCUGGGAAUGGGAUUUUACUUGGUUCAGUGCUUUGCUUGUUUAAUACAAAAUUAAUUGAGAUUGAUUAUCGAAGUUUGUUUCCAAACGCAAUGAAUAUCAAUAAAUCUGGACACUGUAGUCUUCUACAUGAGGCUGUGAAGAAAUGUUCUAUCGAAAAGCUAGAGUCUCUGCUGGAUAUAGCACCAAAACAUAUAAAUGCAAUAUCAAGGUACAGACGAACACUACUUCACUGUGCCAUUGCGAGAAAGUUUGAGCAAGGGGUAUGUCUGUUACUGGAGAGAGGUGCCGAUGUGAACAUACCUGAUGCCUUACUUCACACUCCUUUACACUAUUGUUGUUGGGGCAAAAAUGAGAAUAUUCUCAAAUUGCUCUUGGAUAGAGGGAGUGAUAUCCAUUUCAGAGACCAUGGGAAAAGAACUGCCCUCCACUUAGCUGUCACAUAUGGCUUCAUAACAGGUGUAAACAUGUUGAUAGAGAGAGGAGCUGACCUAGAUGUCAGGGACAUGGAAGGGAACACUCCCCUCAUUUUUGCCGUAAGGAUGAGGAACCAGCCUUUAAUCGAAACACUUGUAAGUAAAGGUGCCUCUUUGAACAUUGCAAACAAUAAGGGUUAUACAGCGUUGCACUUGGCUGUUAGGCAUACGGAUGGCUUUAUUGUGGGCUUUCUCUUGGAUUACGGAGCAGAAAUCAACUGUCGAGAUGACAUGGGAUGUACCCCUCUCCAUCUGGUACCUUCGGACAAAGCUGUUGUCAGGCUACUGUUGCAGAGGGGGGCUGGAGUGAAUAUACAGGACUGCAUGGGCUGUACGCCUCUACAUGUGGUUGUGCAAGGCAUGAUAGACUAUGGGAACGAUGUUGUGGAGGAAUUACUGGACUGGGGGAGUUGCAUGAACAUCAGGGACAUCGACGGUGAGACGCCUCUGGCCACAGCCAACAAGCAGAUAAUCUCAGUGGAUGGGAUGAAAAGACACAUCAUUAAAUUACAAUACGCCAAUUUACCUUUGGAGUUUAACUGUUCCAUCGAUCUCAAUGACUUUAAAUCGUACCAGGUAGCCUGUUUAGAGGAAGUGACCAAAUUAAAGGUUAACAGAUUUGGAUGGAACUCUUUGUUUGAUGUAUUCUCCAAACAUGUGGACCCCACAUUUGUGCUGAAUGAUGGCCUGCAACAAGCCAUCAAAUCACCCCUUGUGGAAAAGGAAUUUCCAAUAUACUGUUCACUUCUGAGGUCAAAGUUUGAGCAUGCUGUGAAACGAGUUGCAUUGCUGGACACACUUCAGAACAUCUUAGAUAUGCCAUUACCAAAUGAAAUAAUUAGGAAGAUUCUCUCUUAUUUAGAUAACAGACACCUGGAUUAUAUCGUCAAAGGCAAGAAAGAAAGGAAAACAAGACUUAGUAAGAAGGUUAAAAGUGUGGAUAACGCUGGACCCGUGAACUGGCCACCAAGGUCUCCCGACCUAAAUCCAUUGGACUUCUACUUAUGGGGGCACAUAAAGCAGUGCGUUUAUUCCCAACAGAUUAACAACCGAGAUCAGCUGAUGGAACUAGUAGAGGCAGCAUGUAAUAUGAAAAUGUUAGAUGAUUUUUACUCGGUUCAGUGCUUUGACUUGUUUAACACAAAAUUAAUUGAGAUUGAUUAUCGAAGUUUGUUUCCAAACGCAAUGAAUAUCAAUAAAUCUGGACACUGUUGUCUUCUUCAUGAGGCUGUGGAGAAAUGUUCUAUCGAAAAGCUAGAGUCUCUGUUGGAUAUAGCACCGAAACAUAUAAAUGUAAUAUCAAGGUACAGACGAACACUACUUCACUGUGCCAUUGACAGAAAGUUUGAGCAAGGGGUGUGUCUGUUACUGGAGAGAGGUGCCGAUGUGAACAUACCUGAUGCCUCACUUCACACUCCUUUACACUAUUGUUGUUGGGGCAAAAAUGAGAAUAUUCUCAAAUUGCUUUUGGAUAAAGGGAGUGAUAUCCAUUUCAGAGACCAUGGGAAAAAAACUGCCCUCCACAUAGCUGUCACAUAUGGCUUCAUAACAGGUGUAAACAUGUUGAUAGAGAGUGGAGCCGAUCUAGAUGUCAGGGACAGGGAAGGGAACACUCCCCUCAUUUUUGCCGUAAGGAUGAGGAACCAGCCUUUAAUCGAAACACUUGUAAGUAAAGGUGCCUCUUUGAACAUUGCAAACAAUAAGGGUUAUACAGCGUUACACUUAGCUGCUAAGUAUACGGAUGGCUUUAUUGUGGAGUUUCUGUUGGAUAACGGAGCAGAAAUUAACUGUCGAGAUGACAUGGGGUGUACUCCUCUCCAUCUGGUACAUUCGAACAAAGCUGUUGUCAGGCUACUGUUGCAGAGAGGGGCUGGAGUGAAUAUACGGGACUGCAUGGGCUGUACGCCUCUACACGUGGUCCUGCAAGGCAUGAUGGACUAUGAGAACGAUGUUGUGGAAGAAUUGCUGGACUGGGGGAGUUGCAUGAACAUCAGGGACAUUGACGGUGAGACGCCUCUAGCUACAGCCAACAAACAGAUGAUCUCAGUGGAUGGGAUGAAAAGACACAUCAUUAAAUUACAAUACGCCAAUUUACCUUUAGAGUUUAACUGUUCCAUCGAUCUCAGUGACUUUGAGUCAUACCAGUUAGCCUGUUUAGAUGAAGUGGCCAAGUUAAAGAUUAACAGAUUUGGAUGGAACUCUUUGUUUGAUGUAUUCUCCAAACAUGUGGACCCCACAUUUGUGCUGAAUUAUGGCCUGCAACAAGCCAUCAAAUCACCCCUUGUGGAAAAGGAAUUUCCAAUAUACUGUUCACUUCUGAGGUCAAAGUUUGAGCAUGCUGUGAAACGAGUUGCAUUGCUGGACACACUUCAGAACAUCUUGGAUAUGCCAUUACCAAAUGAAAUAAUUAGGAAGAUUCUCUCUUAUUUAGAUAACAGACACCUUGAAUAUAUCGUCAAAGACAAGAAAGAAAGGAAACCAAGGAGGAAGGGUAAAAGUGUCUGUGAAUUGGACAGACAACUGGAUGUUGAUCCAUCAGAUGACGAUUGGUCUGACGUCUCAUCAAUUUUCAGUGAUGACACUGAUGUUGAUCCUACCUAUAGGCCAACUAUCUCGGACUCAGAUGACGAAGAAAUGCCAUUUAGUCAGCCAUCUACUUCUCGCGGUAACACCGCCGCUAGGCCUACUCCGGACAACGACCAACCGGCCUCAGAGUUGACACUUCUACGAAUGGUACUGAAAUCUUUGUUCACUUCAGGUCUUCAAGUUCCUUGUGAUAACAUUCCAACAGAGAGGACAUAUGCUGGUGUUGAAUUGUUGAAAAUGUUAGAUGAUUUUUACUCGGUUCAGUGCUUUGACUUGUUUAACACAAAAUUAAUUGAGAUUGAUUAUCGAAGUUUGUUUCCAAACGCAAUGAAUAUCAAUAAAUCUGGACACUGUUGUCUUCUUCAUGAGGCUGUGGAGAAAUGUUCUAUCGAAAAGCUAGAGUCUCUGCUGGAUAUAGCACCGAAACAUAUAAAUGUAAUAUCAAGGUACAGACGAACACUACUUCACUGUGCCAUUGACAGAAAGUUUGAGCAAGGGGUGUGUCUGUUACUGGAGAGAGGUGCCGAUGUGAACAUACCUGAUGCCUCACUUCACACUCCUUUACACUAUUGUUGUUGGGGCAAAAAUGAGAAUAUUCUCAAAUUGCUUUUGGAUAGAGGGAGUGAUAUCCAUUUCAGAGACCAUGGGAAAAAAACUGCCCUCCACAUAGCUGUCACAUAUGGCUUCAUAACAGGUGUAAACAUGUUGAUAGAGAGUGGAGCCGAUCUAGAUGUCAGGGACAGGGAAGGGAACACUCCCCUCAUUUUUGCCGUAAGGAUGAGGAACCAGCCUUUAAUCGAAACACUUGUAAGUAAAGGUGCCUCUUUGAACAUUGCAAACAAUAAGGGUUAUACAGCGUUACACUUAGCUGCUAAGUAUACGGAUGGCUUUAUUGUGGGGUUUCUGUUGGAUAACGGAGCAGAAAUUAACUAUCGAGAUGACAUGGGGUGUACUCCUCUCCAUCUGGUACAUUCGAACAAAGCUGUUGUCAGGCUACUGUUGCAGAGAGGGGCUGGAGUGAAUAUACGGGACUGCAUGGGCUGUACGCCUCUACACGUGGUCCUGCAAGGCAUGAUGGACUAUGAGAACGAUGUUGUGGAAGAAUUGCUGGACUGGGGGAGUUGCAUGAACAUCAGGGACAUUGACGGUGAGACGCCUCUAGCUACAGCCAACAAACAGAUGAUCUCAGUGGAUGGGAUGAAAAGACACAUCAUUAAAUUACAAUACGCCAAUUUACCUUUAGAGUUUAACUGUUCCAUCGAUCUCAGUGACUUUGAGUCAUACCAGUUAGCCUGUUUAGAUGAAGUGGCCAAGUUAAAGAUUAACAGAUUUGGAUGGAACUCUUUGUUUGAUGUAUUCUCCAAACAUGUGGACCCCACAUUUGUGCUGAAUGAUGGCCUGCAACAAGCCAUCAAAUCACCCCUUGUGGAAAAGGAAUUUCCAAUAUACUGUUCACUUCUGAGGUCAAAGUUUGAGCAUGCUGUGAAACGAGUUGCAUUGCUGGACACACUUCAGAACAUCUUGGAUAUGCCAUUACCAAAUGAAAUAAUUAGGAAGAUUCUCUCUUAUUUAGAUAACAGACACCUUGAAUAUAUCGUCAAAGACAAGAAAGAAAGGAAACCAAGGAGGAAGGGUAAAAGUGUCUGAAGAAACAUCAGAGAUUUGCUAAAACUGAGAUAACGAUAUAUAAAGCAACACCCACAUUUUAGAGUCAAUAUGAAAAAACUUGUAUGAAGAAAUUUUUCAUAUCCCAACCAUAUGUGUAUAUUUGAAGACAUUUUAAUAUACACAAUAAAUUUUUAAUUUUAA
This is a messenger RNA of Homalodisca vitripennis (glassy-winged sharpshooter), 6309 nucleotides long. RefSeq lists its product as uncharacterized. Gene Ontology annotation, molecular function: nucleic acid binding; protein binding. Bases 208 to 6147 code for a protein of 1979 amino acids. NCBI's taxonomy places the organism in Eukaryota, Metazoa, Arthropoda, Insecta, Hemiptera, Cicadellidae. Gene Ontology annotation, biological process: protein localization to ciliary inversin compartment. The record is from RefSeq and is a predicted model, not a curated record. Gene Ontology annotation, cellular component: ciliary inversin compartment. The transcript is spliced from 8 exons.